GUUUAUUUCGAAUUUUUCGAACACCGGCUUUACCUGUCAAAGUAUGCAUGUAAACAAAAAUAGUUCGGUAUCUUCUCCCUAAUUUCUGUGAUUGCUUCUAGGCGAAAUGAACGAAUUCAACCACAAAACCGUGUUCGUGUUGGACCAUACGCCGUACUUUGGAAUCUCGUGCGAAUCGCCCAUCGAUUGCGAUUUCAUCAAGAGCAAAAUUCCGAUACCUCCGAUCAGCAAAAGUCUGUGGACAUGUGCCGUGGAGGCAUCGGUCGAGUACUGCCGGAUCGCGUGGGACUUGUUCCCGGCGGGGAAGCUCAUCCGGUUCGUGGUCAGCGAUACGGCGGCUCACAUAGUGAACACUUGGAACGUAAGCACCCAAAGUUUGACCCACGUCAUGAAUGCCAUGUCGAUGGUGGGCGUUCCCCCGAGGCAAACCCAAGCCAAUGACUAUUCGGUCAUACAUGGGUUGAGGGCGGCCAUUGAGGCGCUGGCCGAACCGACCGAUUUCCAAAAGGAACAACUGGCGGGGAAGGAGCACACGGUUUAUAAUCUGGGACGGGUCAUCUGCAUCACUUCGGCGCGGGACGAUGCCAGCAUGAAGAGCCUGGAGGACAUUUUCCGGACGGUGCUGGUGCAGCAAAAUACGAUUUCAGCGAACCACAAAGAAUACCUAAACAUUGACCGGUGCCACCUGGUCAUCAUCAAUCUCUACCCGGCGAACAUGGAAUCGAUGGUCAACAAUCGGGGCUUGAUCGACAUUUCUCCGAUUCUGAAGUCGGAAAUUCAUUCCAACAAAGCGAACAGGAUCUCCAACAAGCUGACCCAUCUGAUAUUGCCACAUUUUGAUCUGGCAAGUACGACGGUGACGGGCAUUCCGAUGAAGGAGGAGCAGAAUGCGAGCUCGAGCGCGAACUACGACGUAGAGAUAUUCCACGGAAGCAAAGCCCAUUCGGUGUUUUUGGGCACGGAACUAGUACUGCCACACAGUAUAAAAGAUGGUUCGGAUUACGAAACGGUGACGCUGAAGUGGUGCACUCCGAGAAGUUGUGGCUCGUCGGAAAUGCAACCCUGCCUGGCGCAGUGCCGUGUUACUCCUGUGGACGUGACAUCUCGACCGAGUUCUUGCUUGAUCAAUUUUCUCCUCAACGGACGCUCCGUACUGUUGGAGAUGCCGAAAAAGUCCGGCGGCAAGAUCACCAGUCAUCUCCUGUCGGCUCACGGCGGUGAAAUCUUCAUACAUUCUCUGAACACCGCCAGAAGUUGCCUGGAGGAACCCCCUUCAAUCUCAGAAGGUGGGGGAGGCCGAGUCACUGAUUACAGGAUAAACGACUUUGGUCAGCUGAUGCAAAUGCACCGCAUCGUACCGCUGAAGCCCAUUCCCGAACGAACGAUGGAUGAGAAUCUGCUGAAGAUGCGAACGAAAUUGGCGAAAAAUUCUCGCUACUGGCCUCUGACUCUCGGAACAACAGUUCUCUACAACGUUCGACAGUUUGUAGAACCGAUUCUGGUACUGACGCACAAACCGGAACUCGCUGAAGAAGACGUCCUCCAGUGUCAGAAAACAAUCUUCCAACUAGCCACUCUGGAAGGUCGCCAGGAAUCGCUCGCCCUACCCAAUAUGGGCCACCGCUUGAAGGGCAACAAACGCGAAGAGCAGUACCGGUUACUUUGGGCCGAACUCGAACUGAACGUCAGUUCCAGUGGUACAUCGCCUGGUCACAAGGCGGUUUUGAAAUGCAUCCGUGACUGCCGCAGUCGGGCACCGAUCGAAAUACCCGACAAGGACGAUGCGGCAGCCGAAGCUCACCGGGCCUCAGUAAUCCGUGCCACAACCGAUUCUCCCAUGUCUCCGCCGCACACGAUGGCAGUGGUGGACAGUUCUGUAGCGGCGCUGCUCGCAGGUUCCAGCAGAGGCAGCAAGAAACUUCUCGGCAGCGGGACCAAGUCACUGUUCGACAUUCUGGCCACGGCGGAACGAACGCAAAGUCAGAAGCGUAUAGACUUCAGCGGAAGACUUUGCACACCGCAGGGACAGGUGGCCAAGCUGUAUCCCAAUCUGGGCAUGAAGGAGGAUUCGACACCGCAGGGCAGACAACCAGAUGUGAAAUGAGGGGAGGCGACUGGCGCGUUAUGUUUAAUUUUUCUUAUCUUUUUAUGUGAUGUAGUUAUGCAUAGAUAAGAUAUUCUAACAUUUGAUCCGACUGCUUGUUAUUUGUAGAGAAAGCCUAAUUAUUAAAGUCCCAUCAUUUUUUGACUCCUAA
Messenger RNA from Aedes aegypti (yellow fever mosquito), 2255 nucleotides. It is a transcript of the gene asun, whose product is annotated as protein asunder. The transcript is spliced from 4 exons. Lineage: Eukaryota; Metazoa; Arthropoda; Insecta; Diptera; Culicidae. The record is from RefSeq and is a predicted model, not a curated record. Gene Ontology annotation, biological process: regulation of mitotic cell cycle; centrosome localization. Gene Ontology annotation, cellular component: integrator complex. Bases 107 to 2104 code for a protein of 665 amino acids.